Messenger RNA from Porites lobata, 12271 nucleotides. NCBI's taxonomy places the organism in Eukaryota, Metazoa, Cnidaria, Anthozoa, Scleractinia, Poritidae. The record is from the annotation of a GenBank genome assembly.
AUGCAUACUAUGUUCUCAGGAACUUACCAUACAAACACUACAGUCAGCAGCAGUUUCCAAACAUCACGACCAACGGAAGGUAAGCCAGUCUGCAUUGUUUGAUAGCGUAAAGACAAAGAAGGAAACAACGUAAGGGGUGUUAAUAUUUACAUCACAAGUAAAUGGACAAUUUAUAUACACUGAUAGCUAAAAUGCCUUUUUAGCGAAAGGAAAGCAGAUGAUGACGAAAAGAGAACAUAUCAUUAGGUAUUCAGAAACCACAAGGCUUUUAAAGAUCAUGCGUCGAUUGAAAAACUGAAUAGGACAGGGGGAAAAUAUGACAUGGAGAUAAAUACGAAGAGACACAAGGAUAGGAAAUUCCUAUAAAGCGUUAUUACCAUCAAUUCAAACGGCACACCCUUCUUUCAAGUGGUUAGGCUAAACGUACAAAAGUAACCAGUUGCUAAACUUGAGCUGUAACAGUGGGUUGUGCCUUAAGUAAAAGUCCACUCCCAAUUCUUGACGGGGAAGCAGUGAAAUAUAUUCAGGUAACCGGAAGUUGUAUUAAGCUUUUGCAUCAUCUUUCGUGAACCCAAGAUGUUUAGCAAAUAAAGUUGUUGUUUUGUGCCAGCCAUGUAACCUGCUUCAAGCGAAAUACUUAGCUCGUAUGUUUCAGUAUCCAACAACCAAAAAGAUAUUAAAAAUACUACGGGCUGAUUACGAAUAAGACAUACACAUUAUUCAGAUAGUUACAGCACACGUACAACAGUCCUCACUAGCUUCGUAAUCUCACGAGUAACGGAAUGUAAGCCAGUCUGUUUUCUUUACAAAACGUUAUCAAGUUCGGUGCGCCGAUUAAAACAGAAAAAUAAGAAAUUGGAUAAAGAUGAUAUGGAGAUAAAUGCGUCAAGAUAAGUACAGGAAAUUAUCAUAAAGCUAUCUCACGUUAACUGCAUUCACUUUUUUCAGGCAGUUUCGAUACACGUACAACAGUCAGCAGUAGCUUAGUAACCUCACGACUAACGGAAGGUAGGUCCCCACAUCUGCAGUGCAUGAAGGAGUAAGACUGCGUCAAAUAGUGCCAACCUUGAAAAAUGUGUCUUCGCAAAGUCUUCCACAUACUUUGAAUCUAAAGAUUUACCCAUCCCUGAAAACAAUGGACCCGCAAACCCCUGGCGCUCUUAGCGAAGAAAGACUCUUCUUUUUCGAGCUUGAAAUUGGGUAGAAACCGGAUCUUUUGUAGCCACUUAAAUUGAAGGGAGAGAGCAGUCAACUGGCCAGGAGUACUACAUAACCAAUUCUGGGUAUUUCCAGUCUCUCGGAAACUGAUAUCUUGAUGUAGAAUGUCAUAUCAGUCACUUCAGUACUUGGAGCCAAAAACUCGGUGUAGAAAUUUUCAGUGAUUGUCUACACUUCAGCACCAGCUCAGUGUCAAACAGACAUUCAACAUCCACAUCUCCCAACCUGACUGUCACUAUCGGGCAGUUCCCCCAAUUACCUUAAAUUCAUCUCCCUUUCACAGAAUCUCUCGUCUAACCUUUCUAGCUAGGUGUUCUAAUAGAAACAGGGAAGUUUGCUAUUUUUUCAAUCCCUUACUCUUAUUGGCCAAUAUAGCUCUCCUGAUGCUUGUAGUACGUACUCUCACAAGUAUACCACAAGCAAUUAGAAAAAAAUCAAACAUGGAAAGGUGGUAAUGUGGAGAUAGAUACGAUGAGAUAAGUACAGAAAAUUUUCCAUGAUAAAGCUAUCUAAUGAAUCCUUUACACACUUUUUUCAGGUAGUUACGAUACACGUACAACAGCCUGCAGUAGCAUCCUAACUUCAAGUCUGACGGAUGGUAAGCCAGUCUGCUUUCUUUGCCGAGGAAAUCACGUUCGCUUGUAGUGACAAACGAUUCUACAAGUCUAGAAAGAAUUUUGGGCUUGAAAAGCUAAGUAAUGUGUUGUUUAUAAACCAACAAAGGUGUGGGUCUUCUUUAAAACUUUAUUUGAUAUGAAAAAAUCCCAAUGGACGAGACAUGUCUGAUUGGUUCGCAGAUAACUUCUGCUGUUUUCUGUCUUAUACCACUUUUCAAUUAGGCCUCAAGAUAAAUAACAGUAAUCUAUUUUCAGCUCUGGCCUGUUAUAUAUACCAUCUCUCUAUAUUCUGGCUUCUUUUGAGUUUUCCUGUUCAGGUGGCACCGCACCCGGCUAUUGAACGCCGCCAGCAACAAUCUAAGUCAGAGAAUCGUCAAUUUGGGACUCGUAAUGACGUCAUAAAAGAAAGAAUUGUCGUGUUAAACCCGCUGAGCAUACAUUGAUAAGUAGUAAGCAGGUUUUAUGAAGAAAACAAUUUUAAACCGUGUUUAAUUAAAUAGCCUUUAAACAUGUUUAAGCUUUGAUUUGAAUGGGGCUUAAAUAAGCGAAACAUCAUCUGCCGAAAUAUUUCUCAUUUCAGCUUCUUCUAACAUAAAUACUGUGAUGGAAACCCCUUCUAUCCUGAAAGUGACACACCCUAGCACAUUGGUCUCCAUGGUAAUAACUUCACCUUCAAACACAGAGUCGACUGUAGUUGCGACACCAUCUUACAAGGAGCCACAAAUGACGCCCGGUCUACGUCUGUCACGAAUGGAGAGAAAAAAGGCAGAAAUGAAAAAAGCAAAACAGGGGGUAACAAUUUCUAUACAAACGUCAGCUACGUACAAUAGCUGCCCACUUCGUCAUGAAGACGUUUUUUGUGUACAGACACGUUACCGAAACCAUCAUCGACUCAGGAUGGCGACAGACGAUUGUGUUUUCAGUUGUUUUUGCUGUUUUUGUUUUUAUUUAAUCAGUGCUGCUUUCUUCUUAUUUUUGUUUUCCCGUUAUUAUAUUCAUUUGUUGAACAUUUUAAUUAAUUUUUUGCCUUUAACUUUGUGGGAAAUGUUGAUCAUGCAGAUAAAGAUUAAUGUUGUUUGGCAGUUUAAGCCGUUGGCCUUGUUUAGUUCAUCAGUUUCAUUAGUCAAAUCUAAGCGAGCGUAAGAGAGCCCACACUACUGUUUGAAAUGAGUAGGGGAAGUUCCCCGGUGUUGUGGUCUACCUUUCUUGUAUCAUUCAUAUCAUGGAGAAAUGUAGGGAUACAGUGAGCUCAUAUAUGGACUGAUAGCGGCUGCGAGUUGCGCCCUUGUGUCCUUCCGUCCGAGCUGCUUAGGGUGGGUCUUGUUGUCCUUUAUUCCAUACUUCCCAUUCAUUCCACAUUCUGUUACACGGCACCACAAAAAAAGGUAUUUAAUAUUUGUGAUAUACAUACCAUUAUGUGUACAUAAGUCAUCUCUUUCUUUUUUUUUUCUUCACGGGCGUUAAACUAAUCAAUUUUCUUAUUCCUUUGCUGGUCAUUUUGCUCCUAUUUAUCCUGAUUAUUGGUUUAGUCCUCUGUUGCAAGAGGUGAGUUUUUUUAGUCAUUUCACCUUGUGCCAUCCAUGAUAUUACUUGAAGAGGUAGCCGCGGUAACAGCCAGCAAGUCAGUGAAGAGAACUUAGCCACGGUUACAGCCGGCAAGUCAGUUGGAAUCAGUAAUAAUAGUGUACAGUCUCAGUACCGUGGGUCCCGUUUUUCGGACGUCCCAGUAUUAAAACUGGCUAACGGAGCCGGAAAGCUGUUUUGUGUCUUUCACCUUUGCACUCCAGUUGGAGGUUGGCAGAGUUUUGAAAGUAGUACGAUGAAGCCAGACAGCACCACUAAUCUUUAGAUUUUGAUACCAAAAUAGCUAUAGUUUAGAGCCCGAAGAGUUACGGGGACUUUCAGUGCUGCACAAAUACCAAUGAAAUGAAAAAAAUCGAGUAGUCCAUAGCGUUUAAUUAGCGUGACCUAUACCCCUGAAGUACAGUCGAACCUCUCUACAACGGUCACCUUGGAGACUGAAGAAAGUGGCCCCUGUAGAGAGGUAAAAUUUAAACAAGAGUCAAUGUAUGGAUUUUCUGUCCGCCGGGACGAAAAAAAGAGGCCGUUAGAAGAGGUUCUACUGUAUCAGUGAGCAAAAGAGCAAGAAAAGGAGAAACUGUUAGGUGGCAUUUAAAAGUAAUAAAUAUUCCUUUGCUUUCAGUCAUUUAGCUACCUGGUAAGUCAUGUCAAAAUAGGGCGCUGAUAUGGAGAUAUCUGCCCAGCAUGUGUCGUGACUGUUUAGCUGUUAUGUAGCUGCCUGGAGAGGCUUUAAGCCCCGUGCAAACGGACGCAACAUUGUUGGCCAACAACUCCCAGCAUUGCUGGAUGUUGACAUGUUGCGUCCGUUUGCACACCCUGUUGCAUGUUGUUGGAUGUUGUUGGGAGUUGUUGCGCCAAGUUCGUAACCGAUCAAACUUUUCAGCCAACAACUCCCAACAUUUCUUUUGUUCCGUGAUCGCCGAAGAGUAGCGCAACAAUGUUGAAUCCGUUUGCACAGCUCCUCCAACAUUGUUGGGGUCACGCACGCUCAUUACGCAUGGAUUACAAAGACUUAUGGGUUGUAUUCUUCCCACGAUGCACUGCAGGUCCCAACAUUGUUGGGAGUUGUUGCAUCCGUUUGCACACCACUGCCAACACGCACGCAACAACUCCCAACAUUGUUGGCGCAACCGUGAAGUUGGGAGUUGUUGCGCCCGUUUGCACGCAGCCUAACUACUCAAAGGAAGUUUCUCAGUUUAUCAUUUUCAAACUCAAAGGAGUAUGAAUCCAAAAUGAAAUCUAAAAUAAAGUGAAACAUAAAUUGACAUUUACUAAACAAUCACGGUUUAUAUGAGGUGCUCGGUUUUCGACCAGUAAGCAGUAGCAAAGAGAUUAAACUAGCGCUCACGUCCUCGCCUCAUGGGCAAAGUAGUGGACUGUUGAUUCAUAGUUUUAUUAUGAAUUAAAGCCCCGUAUUGUUUUUGUUAUAUGUGUUUUAGCUUUACUAUACAUCUUUCAUAAAAAGCAUCGUUUGGGGGAUUAACUAACCAAUAGAAACAUCCGAUAAAUUAGUUAAAACGCAAAUUGUGAUUGUAUGCACGAUCAAGAAGUUUCCAAUAUACAGCGCAACACAGUCGAUUUCAUCUUAAUUUUUUUAGCUACUUCACCCGCGUCUUCUACUUCUGCAUGUGAAUGAUAUGUUGAAUACAAAGUACAGAGUUUUCGUCCGUUUAAACAACUACGUUACAGUCUGCCAUAUUGGAUAAAAAGCUGUUUUUAAAGAAGCGAAGUAAUAUUCCAGAAACUCGGCAACAUUCAAUUCCACAUCUGAAUACAAUGCCAUAUUUAACUGUUGUAGUCAGAUAAAAUAGGAACUGUGAACUUAGACGUUUGAACCCCCAGCUUAUGCCUUUCUUGUUCCUCAUAGGAGGAAUAAAAGGAAACUGGAAAUAGCAAACGACGGCGAUGAAAAAGUAAGUAAAUAUUCCACUCCGAGUGAUUUCAGUCGCGCGCCUACAUGUGAAAAGACUUCAUUCCCUGGUCAUGAUGUAUUUCCUUCGCGUCUUCAUUUUCCUAGUUGUUUAGCUGUUGUGUAAUCGAUGACUUCAGGGGCACCCAACGACUGUCUUCUGUAAAAUAUCUGUUAGGAGAAACAAAAAUUGCCUAGAAUUUUCUAUAGCUUGAGGAAGGCUACAAAUUUCUAGAUGACCGUUUCAUUCAUGUAAAAUUUUCGUAACAUAUCUAAUGAAUUCCCUACGAAUUUCUAGAGUUUAAUUUUUCACAUUUCAGUACCCAAGUUUGCCUAUUUUUCGUUGGGAAAGGAAACCUAAAAUUUUCGGAUUCAAACAGGCGAUGGAGCGAGGUAUCAGAAAAAUUCUUGCUUUCGUAAAACUUUAAAUUGUAACCUAAAUUUUCGGGAAAAUAAUACGGAGGCCCUUGUAAUUUCGAAAAGACUCAAGUUGCCCUAGUACGACCGAACAGGUACAAAUUUUAUAGCGUUUCUUAGAAUGCAUUUCUAGAGAUCUGCAAGUACUCUCGAUAGCCUAAAAAGUGUUUACAAUGCAUUUAGGAGGAAACAGUCGUCGGGUGCCCCUGUGACAUUGAGAGAGGCUUUACUUUCCAAAGGCAUUUUUUUUAUUAAUUGCAAAGUUAACGGAGCAUGAAUUUACAAUGAGGUCUAGAAUGAAUUUAAAAAUACAUUUACAUUUGCAAAGUCAGGGGACAGCAAUAGAGUGUUUUGACUUGGUUCACGUAACUUGUAAUAUCCAUGCUGUAGUUGGAUACGAUGUUAAUGCACAUUUCUCUGGAUGUAACCAGAAAAUAAGGUGUUGUGCUUCAAGAACACAAUAGAAACAGCCUGCUUUAUCUCAUAUUGCAGAAAAACAUAUUUCGUUAAACAAAAAAGAUUGUCAAUGUUUAGCUCGAUGUAUGGAUGAGAAAAAAAGUUAUAUCUUUAAUCUCAGAAGCGUGAAAUAAAAUUCAAACUCGUGAUAACCCAGAAUACUAUUUGAGCGCGCUGCGGAGGCACUUAUGGUAAAAAUAUACGCGCGUAAAACUAGCAACUAGUAGAGUAGACGGCCUAAUGGUAUUCUGGGAUGCCGUAUAUUCGAAUUUAGUCGCAAACUCAUAGUUUUCGUUACUCAUGCACUUUACAAAUAUAUACUUUACUUGACCAAGUAUGACUGGUCAGUUGUAGCGAAUAGCUUGAUAAACAAAGGAAUAGCGAAAACUAGACAAAUUAUAUGUAAUUCUUCAGGGGACAAUAACCGAGGUUCCGGCGAUGUAUUAAAAUUUUAACAAGACUCCGAGGCUUUCUGGUCAUUUUUCCUAAAUUUGGUUUUUCUUUGUGCUCACGUCUCUACCGGGAAUUGCGAGAUAAUGGAGUCUUGAACAAUUUACAUUUUUGACCCUAAGGGCUCGGAGUCAUGUUUAGAAUUAAUUUUAGUAUAUCGAACUAUUAAGCGGGCUCUGAUCCCAGGCUGGCAAAAUACACCCUUCUUGCUCUCUUGGGUAUCCAAUCAGAAUACAGGAUUCUCUAUUCAUCUCAAGGAACUAGCCAUACAUUAUAAAAGAUCUAUCUCGCAGUUUGGGUCUAUGUUAUAUUUUGAUCCACUUCAUAUUGAAUAAGAGUAAUCAAUCUCUGAGUGAGAGCAAGACUUAAAAGUAAAGUACUUUACGCAUCUAAUUUAUGUUGAAAUGAUGUAUUACUAGGACGGAAAUAAUCUGGCUGUAAUGGGCGACCAAAAAGCUAUUGAUGUAAGUAUUGCAGCUAGUUAAGUCAGUAAACAAUUCUUGCAAGGACCACUUGGUCAAACAGCAACAAGGGAAAGCCGGAUCUUGCUGUAGAUCAGGAUCAGAAAUACAAAAUAACAUUAACAUUAGUAAUUAAACAAAUUUAUUUGCUCAAUAUUUCGACUAGACAAAACUAGUCUUCAAGCUAAGUGAGAAUAGAAUAAACGGUUACAUCAUUUAGAGUAAUACAAAUAUAAAAAUAAAACGUGACUUGUGGAGAAAUACAGUACAAUAGACUAAAACUUGCAAGACUCUCGUAUUCCGCGGAAAAUUUAACCUUUACCUGAGUAACAACCACGCCGCAUAGACUGUAGUUCAGCUAGCUAUGUUCACACGGCAGAGGACAAAUUUUUGACGGGUUGAAAAUUCGUGUUGUGUUCCGUUCACAUGGAACUACCUUAACUGUACGAACAUCUAAGCGCCUAGCCGUUCAAAGUUCCGUGUGAACAAAGUGUCGUGUAAAAUUUUUCUGCGGCUCCAAAAUUCUUCCGCAGGUGCCGUGUGAAGGUAGCCUCAAUAAACAGCUAGACGUCAACAUCACACUAGCUUAGAAUCUAAACCAUUUUAAAUAUCUUUACUUUUCUCUUGUAUUUGCAGCUAUGCAUGUGUAAUGAAAUUUCCAAGCAUCCAAGGCAAAGACACGGGACAUGAUUGAUAAGCAUUUUACAUAGCUUUUUUGUUUAAUCGUUAAUGUUUAGUCUGAUAAGCUUGCAAACGCUGGGUGCAUGUUUGUUAGGGUAGCCGCAACAGCUGAUAUAUACAGUCAAACCUCUUUAAUACGGACACCAAAGGGACAGAACCAAUUGUCCGCUUUACAGAGGUGUCCGAAUUAUAGAGGUAGGGAAUGUAUGAUUUUUGGCAUUUCUGGGAUCAAACGAACUGAUCGUAAUAGAGAGAUGUCCGUAUUAUAGAGGUGUCUUUAUGGAGAGGUCAGACUGUAUAUUUACCAGACUGGUGUUUGGAGAAUCCGAGACAGGUUUGCAUAAUUUUGGAGAGUUUUCCCAAUCUCCGUCAAGUGUUAAUUGGUUUUGUGGCUAUUUUAUGGCUAUUUUAUGGAUAUGUAACUAUUUUUUACUGCCACUGAUUAAAGGAGAAAUUCUUACUAAUGGUAAAGUUUUGUAAAAGUCAUACGCGCAAUCAGUUCUUGUUUCAUCAGCAAAAAAGAUGCCAUCAAAAUACUACUAGUAAUAACUUUGUUACAGUAUGUAAAGGUUCUUUGAGUUUCAAACCUCGGAGAAAUGGGAAAAAUAAUGAAAGCUUAUAGAGGUUUUAGUGUAGCUGCAAAACUAUGGUGAUGCCACAACUGUGUUUGCUUACUCUAUCUCAGUUUAAAUUUCAUAAAUAGUUUUUUUUUUCGAAGCUCAGGUCAAUCUCCCUCUUUUUACUUUUCUUAGUACACAUUUGUAUCUCAUUGCUCAGGAAUUUUUCAGUAACACCGAGUCAUGACUUCGAUAUUAUGAAACAACUAUGUUAAUGUUCAAGUGAACAGCAUGAAAAUUAGAGGUUUAAAUUUGUUUGGCUUGAAAAGCAAUUAUAAUGUUUUCACAUCUAGGACAUUUAUAAAUUCAUCAAUAGCUUGAGAUGAUUUCUCAUAACUCACAGACGGUUGAAAUAAAGGAAACAGCAGUUUGAACUGACGAACUCGGUUUAAAUACGUUUUAUGAACCCAAACGUACGCGUUAUAUUAAGAAGAAGGUGCAGAAUUAACAAGGUUGACCUUUCUAUGACUGAACAAAAAAUAAUAAUUUUCACACCAAGGAAAAAUGAAUAGGUGGCAGUCUAAAGAAGAAAUUCCUCAUUUUUAGUCAAAGCUCAAGACCUACUUUUUUAAAUAUCGCUUUCAAGAAUUAACUUUCAUCAAAAUUUUAUUUCCUUUUUUUUAUUUUUUACAAUCGUGUGAGCAUUGUGUAAAGCGCUUAGAGCUGCUAUAUAUGCGCUAUACAAAUGUUUAUUAUUAUUACUAUUAUUAGCAUUAGUAUUUUUUCACUGUUCUUUUUCUUCUAAUGGAUUCAUGACAAUAUAUUUCAGCUCGCUUUGAUCUUCGUGACAAAUUACAGUACCAAAGUAACGUUAUUUCCCUAUGAUGUAAUUUUGGUUCUUAAAUUAGCUUUUGCAACAUUGUAUGUACCUGUAUGGUCAUGCAAAUAAAGCUCGUUGUUGUUCUUGAACUUUUGAGUGUCUGGCGCUUCUCACUCGCUUAAAAGACCCAAAAACAAAAUAACAAAAGUCGACCCUUGACUUGGUACCCUCUUCCCUCGACGUGACAGGCCAAGUGGGCGGUACACUUUAUUUUUUGUUUUAUGUGUUUUGUGUGCAAAUAUAGUUCAGAAAAGACAAUCAGUUCAGUGACCACACAACAGUUCAAUAACCACGCCAGUAGUUCACUGACCUCAACAGUAGUUCACCGAGAGUAGACUACAUGUAGCUGCGGGGGAAAUAGCCACAAAUACGUCAGGAGUCAGCUCCUGAGUAAGUUAGAUAUUUUAAACAUAAAUGUGAAGCAUUAACUAAGUGGUAAAUGCCCAUUCAGCGAUAACACAAAAACCAAAUUGAGAAAAAGCUGUAGCACAAUAGCCUGCGUGGCAGAGGCAAAAAGAGGAGGGGGAGGGAGAAAAGCGCGGCGUUUUUGUAUUCCGCCCACCAUUUUCUCAACUUAUCCGAUAAUGUCAGCUGUCAAUACAUGAUCAAUCAAAAGUAGGUGUCAUCUCAGCAUGGUCCGAAGUUAGGGACGGACCAUUAGAAAAGUUAUGGGGGGGAGGGGAAUUUUCGAGCCGCAGGAAUUUUUUUCGUUAUCAAAUUCCUUGUAUGAAUUUUUUUCAGGCCAUAGCAUGAAUAUUUUUUAGGAUUAAUUGGCGUGUAUGAAUUUUUUUUUCAUUUAAUUUUCCCUUGCGCGAAUAUUUUUUUUGUACUUCGCCCCCCCCCCCCCCGCCCAUAAAAUGGUCCGUCCCUUAAUGACUUUGCUUUAAUACCGGAAAUUGUCAAGUCGAGACGCUUUUUUCAAAUGAUAUCGUAAUCGAGCGACAUAAAACAACUUUACUGUUCUUUCUCCUGCAACAAACACGACAAACAUAGACUACAAUGAAAACAAUGAUCAGUUUCGUGUGAAUACACAAAAUCUUUGUUCUUACCUCAUCAAACACAAUGGUUACAACGGAACAGACCAGUCGCCAGCCUGACACCCGAAUAAUGAAAGGAGAAACAAUUGUCAAAAAGUUCAACUGAUAGCUUUUACCAAAGCUUUAGCUCUCUCUUUAUAAAUCAUUUAGAACAAGUUCAUUCACGAUUGUAUAUGUUUUUGCGGAAAAGGCCGGUCUUGUGAAUGUCGGCAUUGCAGAUGUCUGGCAAGAAUCGUAAUCGCCUUGAAUCGCCGCCUGGUGUUUGGACAAAUCCAGUAUACAAAACCUCCUGAGUAUCUCUGCCUGCUAAACAAGCUAUUACAGUUGGUUCUAGUUCGGGUUUUAACGUGAAGUUGCUACAUGAUUGGAGUAAUUUUGAUCUUCCAAAGCGUAUGGCAGAAAAACACAUUUGCUUGAUGCUUGCAUCAUGUUUGUGUUACUCAUUACGGCUCAGCCAAUCAGGAAUUUGUGGGACGCUCGGCGUCCGCAGAAAUGAACAAAAAGGGUUCUUAUAGCAGCCGUCCCUUACCCGCUCUCCCCAAUCCCUCAAUCCCUCUCCCUUCCCUUCCUAUCCCCUCUCGACGCUUGCUACGCAGGCUAUGGCACAAUGUUAUUUAUUUCUAGUGAGCUCACUAAAGUAAACACGGAAAUAGACUAAUGUAAUUUAAAAGUUUUAGCCUGCUCAGAAGGUCUGUUAUUCUCACCAGGGGCACAGUGAACAGACCUGGAGAAGGAGAGUCAGCGCUGAAAAGGAAAGUUAACACGGUCCGGAGAAAGCCUCUUACACUAAAUAACCCGACAAAGCGCUCGAUGGGAAAGCAGAAAACAUAACGGUUAACGGUGGAUGAAACCUUGUUUUUUGACUUCGUUUCCACACAUUUCAAACUGUGGUACCACAGCUGGCCCUAAGUGCCUGAGUCGACCAACAUCAAUCCAUGUUUAAUAAAUAGAUAUUCUUUACUGCAUAAGUCUGAACUUCCAACUUUCAUGGCUGUUUAAAACUUGAAAAUCAGCUGUUCUGUUUCCUUACCAUAUUUCAAAGGUCUUACGAUGCGAUAACGUCCUUGUGCGUAAGAGAUUAAGGCAGUUUCAGGCGAUGCUGUUAAUUCCAUUUUACGCGCGGUCUCUGACUCUCGUUCCUUAUUCUUCCGUUGAUUCUUUGCCCCGAAACCGCACGGAAACGCUUGUUUGCAGGCUACCUCGAUCCUCGACCUGGAACCUUCGCCCUCGACAUUAAACCCUCGACCCUCGACCCUCGCAGCAAAAAAAUAGACUCCGCACCUCUAUUCAAUAUCUGACAACUUGCUGUCAAAAAGUGUAAAAACAAGUGUUUCAUUCACUUUGCGUAUACACCGGUGUUUUAGAACUUUUUUUCCUCGUUCGGAAUCGUUGUUACCUAUUUUGAAAAAUGGGGAUCAGAAUCUUUAAACCGGGCCUUUAAAAUACUGUUUUGAAACGGUAAUUGCCUACUCACUUACUUUUUGCCAACGGGAAAGUCGCUAGCUCAAGCUAGUGACCGACAGUUUGAUAAGUCAAUAAUUAGUUGUCUCGCAUUAGAACAGUUUAUAGUAUAAGGUUCUUGUCUCAUUGAAAUAUCUAGUGAAGUGCCGGUGCCGGCUCGAGCUGCAUUUUUAACCACUACACUUUAUUUUUGAACUUUUAAGUGAAAUAUUUAUUAAGUUUAGUGUAUCAUAUUCACUAAAACUACAUGUAUUCCCAUUCAGCUCAGACCCAGUGGAGCUUCAAACUAUUGUCUCUUGCCUGAUGAAUAACGUCUGCGAAGAAGAGCCGAUAUCCAUGUUCUGGGCCCCCGAUGGACUCAACGAAUUAAAAGAACAGCGUUUCGAAUUUCCUUUCAUCUUGAUUGGCAAAUCGACAAUGGAAUUGUUAAUAGGCCAAUCGUGGCGCGUUGUCAAACCCUGGUACACUGGUGGGGGCCCAGAACAUUAGGAUUUUAUCGCCGUUUCGCACCAAGCUAAGUUUGUUUUCGUCUGCUAGGAUCAUUGA